GCGGAGCGCGGGGAGCUAGCGGCCGGUCCAGCUGCCGCCGACUAUGCCCGAGCCCACCUCCGGGCAGCCGCCGCGCGCCGCUCGGCCCCCGGCUGGGGACGAUGCCAGACACCCGGGAGAGGCCAGGGCAGCGGCGGCGGCGCGAUGGUAGUGACAAGCUCUGCCCGAGGCGGCGGCGGGGACCGCGCGCCCUCCAGGCGGCGGGGCUGCGGACUCUCGGCGCCCGGGGCCGCGGCGCUGCUGGCCGGGGCGAGCUGCCUGUGCUACGGCCGCUCCCUGCAGGGCGAGUUCGUGCACGACGACAUGUGGGCGAUCGUCAACAACCCCGACGUGCGGCCCGGCGCCCCGCUGCGCUGGGGCAUCUUCUCCAACGACUUCUGGGGCAAGGGCAUGGCCGAGAACACCAGCCACAAGUCCUACCGGCCGCUCUGCGUCCUCACCUUCAAGCUAAACAUCUUUUUGACUGGCAUGAACCCAUUCUACUUUCAUGCAGUAAAUGUCAUUUUACACUGCCUAGUGACCCUUGUGCUGAUGUACACCUGUGACAAAACUGUCUUCAAGAAUCGUGGACUUGCUUUCCUUACAGCAUUGCUUUUUGCUGUGCAUCCUGUUCACACAGAGGCGGUGGCCGGAAUUGUUGGCAGAGCUGACGUGUUGGCAUGCUUGCUGUUUCUGUUAGCCUUUCUCUCCUACAGUAGGAGUGUGGACCAGUGUUGCGUUGGGGAAUGUUUCCCUCCCACCGCUUCUCCCUUCUUCCUGCUGCUCAGUCUGUUUCUGGGGACCUGCGCGAUGCUGGUGAAAGAGACAGGCAUCACGGUGUUCGGCGUGUGCUUGGUUUAUGAUCUCUUUUCUUUAUCCCACAAUCAUGAUAAAUCGAGCAAUGGGGUCGUCCAUCAGCGCAGCCCACAGCGGUCCGGGAGCUCCCUGCCCACCGCACCGCCAGCGCACCCUCUCCGGGAGAAUGGGAAGCAGCAGCGGUUCCCUCACAAAGGAGCUUGGGGUGGCUGCCACACUCCAUUGCCACCUGAACCCAAGAGCAGCGGAUUCCCUGUGUCUCCUCGAGCUGUGUGGUCCUUGAUGAGGUAUCUGACAGCAAGCAGCAAUAGAAAUUUCUUGCUUACCAUGAGGCCAUUCUUAAAAAGGGCCAUUUUGGUCAUAAGUUAUGUGAUUGUUGUUCUGUACUUCCGUCUGUGGAUAAUGGGAGGAUCUAUGCCCCUCUUUUCAGAGCAGGAUAAUCCAGCUUCAUUUUCACCUUACAUUCUUACAAGAUUCCUUACCUAUUCCUACCUCUUGGCCUUCAACGUGUGGCUUCUGCUUGCACCUGUUACCCUGUGCUAUGACUGGCAGGUGGGCAGUAUUCCUCUGGUAGAGACCAUAUGGGACACGCGGAACUUAGCCACCGUCCUUCUGGCAGUUGUGACGGCCUUACUGAGCCUUCAUUGUUUAGCAGCCUUCAAGAGACUGGAGCACAGGGAAGUUUUGGUGGGCUUGUUGUUCCUGGUUUUCCCGUUCAUCCCAGCCAGCAACCUCUUCUUCAGGGUGGGUUUCGUGGUGGCCGAGAGAGUCCUAUACAUGCCUAGCAUGGGCUACUGCAUCCUUUUCGUGCACGGAAUGAGCAAGCUGUGCACGUGGCUGAAUCGCUGUGGGGCUGCCACCCUGAGCGUGUCCACUGUGCUGCUGCUGCUGCUUUUCUCCUGGAAAACCAUGAAACAGAAUGAAAUUUGGCUGUCGAGAGAGUCCCUAUUCAGGUCUGGAGUUCAGACUCUGCCCCACAAUGCCAAGGUUCACUACAACUACGCCAAUUUCCUGAAGGACCAGGGUCGGAACAGGGAAGCCGUCUACCACUACAGAACGGCCCUCAAGUUGUAUCCGCGCCAUGCAAGUGCCCUGAACAACCUUGGAACACUGACCAGAGACACAGCAGAGGCAAAGAUGUACUAUCAGAGGGCUCUCCAGCUAAAUCCACAGCACAACCGGGCUCUUUUCAAUCUUGGGAAUCUCCUUAGGUCUCAGGAGAAAAAGGAAGAGGCUAUCACCUUACUGAAAGAUUCCAUUAAAUAUGGUCCCGAGUUUGCAGAUGCAUAUUCAAGCUUAGCUUCAUUACUGGCUGAGCAGGAGAGGUUUAAGGAAGCUGAGGAAAUAUACCAGGCUGGAAUAAAGAACUGCCCAGAUAGCUCAGACUUACACAACAACUAUGGAGUUUUCCUAGUUGAUACUGGCUCUCCAGAGAAGGCAGUGGCCCAUUACCAACAGGCCACCAAACUUAGUCCAAGCCAUCAUGUGGCCAUGGUGAACCUGGGGAGACUCUACAGGUCACUGGGAGACAACAGCGUGGCUGAAGAAUGGUACAAACGCGCCUUGCAGGUGGCACGCAAAGCUGAGAUAUUAUCACCGUUGGGAGCUCUAUAUUACAACACUGGCAGAUAUGAAGAGGCUUUGCAGAUUUACCGGGAAGCUGUGUCCCUUCAGCCUUCCCAAAGGGAACUCCGCCUGGCACUGGCUCAGGUUUUGGCCGUGAUGGGUCAGACGAAAGAAGCUGAAAAGGUGACCAAUCACAUUGUGUCAGAGGAGGCUGGGUGCCUUGAAUGCUAUCGCCUGUUGUCUGCCAUCCACAGCAAGCAGGAGCAGCACGACAAGGCACUUGAUGCUAUAGACAAGGCUCUGAAGCUGAAACCAAAGGACCCAAAAGUUGUAUCUGAACUUUUUUUCACAAAAGGAAAUCAACUAAGAGAGCAGAACCUUCUUGACAAAGCUUUUGAGAGCUAUAAAGUGUCCGUGGAAUUAAAUCCAGAUCAAGCACAGGCCUGGAUGAACAUGGGUGGAAUCCAGCACAUCAAGGGAAACUACGUGUCUGCAAGAGCUUAUUAUGAGAGAGCCUUACAGCUCGUUCCAGACAGCAAACUGCUGCAGGAAAACCUUGCCAAAUUGGAUCGUCUAGAAAAAAGAUUACAAGAAGUUCGAGAAAAGGAUCAAACGUAGCAGCAUUUGACCAAGUCUCCAAGGGACAGUACUGGUGCCUUUGGAAGAGGAAGAACUGACAGACGGAAGCCUUGCUUUCACAUCAGUUGGGGCACAACCGAUGAAGUUUUCCUCUUACUCGAGUUCAGGGUGGCACAUUUUGGGACACCUGCUGGUAACCUUGUGCUGGGGACUUGCACUUCCAUGAAAGAAGACAAAAAGAGCAAGGAAGGGCUAGAAGGCCUGAAGGAAGGAAAACAGCAACUACACAUUUUACAGAUUUUUGUUUGCUUUAAUUCCAGAUUUCCUUUCAUAUAUUUGUCUGCUUUUCCAACCUGGAAAUCUAAUUCCAUUUCUUAGUGUAGAUAUUUGUGUCUCAGAGAUAGAGGCUUGAAAUGCUAUGAAUGCAUGGCAUCUCUUCUUUAUGAAAGGAGAUAUUUCAGAGAGGAUAAAUCCUCUGGGAUAAACCAUUUGGGAAAUUCUACCAAGAGGUAACUCAUUUAAUUCUCCAGAACUAGAAAUGAGUAUCUAACAGUUUUUGUAAAAUCUUCUGGAAUAUAUGGGGAAAGGGGCUAUUGUAAGAUAAAGCUAAGUAAGGUUUGUCUAAUAUCCUUCUGAGGAUAAUGCUAGAGCCCUAUUGAGAAGUAAAUUAAAUUCCACUCUGAUACAAGCUGUUUUCCCAUUGCCUAAUAUGUCAAAAAGGAAGCUUCUGGAAUUGUGUAUGAGUAUUCUUAUUCCUAGGGAAAAAUCAAGGGUCUUGCUACCCCUGACUCUUCAUGGAAAUGUUUUAAAUUAAUUUUAUUACAGGUAUUACUAGAGUAGUGGUUCUGCUCUAAGAUUUCAUAAGUGCUUUUAAAACUCAUAAAUGUUUCUGCCUCCAGAUAUAUUGUUAUUUUGGUGGAGAAAAAAAUAGUAUAUUCUACAUGAGAAAUAUUAAAGAUAUUAAUUGAGAGAAAUGUUCUACUUUAUUAUCUUAACAUUCAGACGUUCUGAGAUUAUUUUUUGAAAAUAUAUUUAACCACUGAGGAAUCUUUAUGGUAUAUUACAGAAAUCUUCAUAGACUCUAAAUAGAUGGACAGCUCUAUUGAUUGUCUUCCUAGGCUUAA
Molecule: messenger RNA, 4064 nt
Organism: Eubalaena glacialis (North Atlantic right whale)
Lineage: Eukaryota; Metazoa; Chordata; Mammalia; Artiodactyla; Balaenidae
Gene: TMTC1
Product: transmembrane O-mannosyltransferase targeting cadherins 1
Exons: 20
Coding region: 145-2979 (944 amino acids)
Biological process (GO): protein O-linked glycosylation via mannose
Molecular function (GO): protein binding; mannosyltransferase activity
Source: RefSeq, a predicted model, not a curated record